CUCUCCAUCCGUCCAUCCUCCACUCUAAGCCCCACUCCAUCCCUUCCUUAAGGAUCAAACCACACACUCUCUCUCACACACACACAUCCCCUUCUCUUUCCUUCUAUCUGGACCACUUGGAGAAAAUGUAAGGACACAAAAGUGGGGGAAAUAGGGAAGAGAGAGAAAAGCGUAUCAAGGAAUAGACAAACAGGGGACAAGAGGAGAGCAUAAGAAGAAGAAGAGUAGGGGAGGACUUUAUUGGAUGACAGAUCAGGGGAAGGAGUACCAGACUCAGACGGAGCAGCACAGCCGGACACAAUCACUUGUCUGCUCCAUCAGUCCUGCAGGUGGAUCCACAGAUACGUUCCCGUAGCAACAGCCCCAACAUGGCUGCCUGGAACAGCAAUGGUUCACAGAACUCCGUGGCCCACCUCGACCCCCUCAAGGGCACCGUCCUGAGGGACAGCAUGGGUGGAGGAAAGGGGGGAGAGAGGGGGAAAGACCUGUCCAGGGAUGACCUUGUGUUCCUCCUCAGUAUAAUGGAGGGAGAGCUACAGGCCAGAGACGAGGUGAUCACGUUCCUGAAAGCAGAGAAGAUGGAUUUGGCUCUGUUGGAGGCCCAGUAUGGCUUUCUCACCCCAGUAGAAGUGCUCCGGGCCUUGCAGAGAGACUCACUCCAGGCCCAGGCUUCUGAGGCCCAGGUGGCCCCACAGCAGGAUGUCUACGAGAAACCCAUGGCUGAGCUGGACCGGCUGGUGGAGACUGGAAAGCAGAGCUACAGGCGGAUGCUGGAGCAGCUGCUGCAGGUGGAGUGCUCCCACAGUGGCGCCCUCUGCAGGCUGGAGGAGCAGGACCAGCAGCACCGUGCCUUCCUGCAGCGCAGCGAUGACCUCACCUGUCUACUGGAGCAGGACCGCGAGAGGCUGAAAUUACUGCUCAUCCAGGAGAAAGCCUACUGGGAAAGAAAGGAGGAGGAGAGCAAUAGAGAGGUCUCUGCUUUAAAGGAAGAGCUGACUAAACUCAAGUCUUUUGCAUUGUUGGUCGUUGACGAGCAGCAGCGCCUGACGAAUCAACUUUCACAGCAGAGCAAACGUGUCCAGAAACUGACAGAAAUCGCCGACCACGCCCAACAGGAGCUAAACUCCACCCAUUCCAGGGCAAAGGAGGAGGAGCUUAAAUCACUUCGUCUGGAGGCGGAGCUACACAAACAAGCUUCCUACUUCCGCCUCAAACAGGAAGCCAUGAUGGCCAAACUGUCCAAUGAGGACACCCAGAACCGGCAGCUGCGUCAGCGGUUGGCUGCCCUCAGUCGAAAGCUGGAUGAGCUGGAGGGGACCAAGGGCGCCUUCCAGAGGGCCGAGGAGGAACUGAAGGAGCUGAGGGACAGGCUCGGCCAUGGGAGAGAAGGGUGCGCAACAACCCCUGGUUUGCUCUCAGAGGUGGAACAGCUGAGGAUGAGGGUGGUGGAGAUGGAAGGAAAGGAUGAGGAGCUGAUCCGAAUGGGGGACCAAUGCCGGGACCUGGACCGAAACCUUGGGAGGGAGUCCAGCCAGAGUCGCAGCCUGAAGGCCGAGGUGGACAAGCUGAACGGCCGAAUCAGUGAGCUGGACAGACUGGAGGAGGCUCUUGGCAAAAGCAGGCAGGAGUGCAGCUCUCUGAAGGGCAGCCUGGAGAAGGAGAGGGCCAGCACCAAGCAGCUGUCUGGAGAGCUGGAUACCCUCAGGGUGCGGGUAAGGGAACUGGAAGCCAUCGAGGGCCAGCUGGAAAAAUCUGAGGGGGUGUUGAGACAGGACUUUGCCAAGCUGAGAACACUCACAGUGGUAGUGGUUGAAGAGAGGAAGAACAUGGCUGAGCGACUCAGGCAGACAGAGGAGAAACUCCAGGAGAAGAAGGAUGGGAAACUCCAGGCUGAGAGUGACAGCGUCUCAACAGCCACAGAGAAACUCAUUGAGGAGAGCCGCAAGGCACUGAGAUCUAAAGCAGAGCUCGAGGACAGGAUUCAGAGUGUGGCGAAAGAGCGGGACGUGCUACGGGUGAGGCUGAGGGCAGAGGAGGAUAGGAGUGGGGAUCUGCAAAGCAAAGUUAGUGCCAUGAAAAAAAGGAUUCUGAUCUUGGAGGUCAAAAAGGGGGAGUUAUGUCGAGAAGUCAAGAGCCCCCUGUUGGACAACACUAACCACGGCUACCAACAGGAAGACAACAAAGUCAAAGAACUCACCCAGGAGGUAGAUAGACUGAGGAGGAGACUCAUGCAGAAGGGAGUGAUAGAGGGAGAGCUGAUGAAGGCAGAGGAGGACUUUGAGUCUUUGGAGAGGAGGUGCUCCAAGGAGCAGGAGAGAGCCAGAGCUCUGGCAGUGGAGCUGGAGGAGUCCAGGAGGGAGCUCUCCAAGUACCAGCUGGCUGAGAAGAAGGAGAACAACCAGGAGCACCUCCUCCUCAGGCGACUCCAGGAGGAGCAGGUCAAGUCUGUCCUCCUCAAAAGGGAGGUGGAGGCACUCAAGGAGAAGGUCCAGAGGCUGAUGGGGACAGAGGAGUCCAUCUGUCGAGUGCAGAUGGACAGCUCCACCCUGCAGAAGAGGCUGACCCAGCAGGAGGUCAGGAACAGGGAGCUGGCCAGGGAGAUGGAGGGACUGACCCAUGAGUUGGAAAGGUACCGGCGAUUCAGCAAGAGCCUCCGGCCAGGCAUGACUGGCCGAUGCUUCUCAGACCUGCAUCUGUGCACCAAGGAGGUGCAGACGGAGUCCGCAGACACCCUGCCACCUGACUACAGGAGCCUGACUCCGCGGACUCUCAGCGGUAAACUGUAUGAGGAGAUCGAUGGAGAGGACCCAAAUCAAAAGAAGGAUUGUGUCAUCAAUAAGUGCAACUCACCUCCGCUGAACAACAUUGAAAGCUUGAACCACCAAAACAAUAAUGUGAGGCGCUUCAGCAUUCCUUCACCCAACGGCAAGGACAAUCACCAUCCCAUUAACUGCAAAGUGUCGAACAGUAACUUUUUCCAGAAAGGAGAUGUGAUGCUUGCACACACCCCAGGGAAGCCCUUACACAUCAAGGUAACGCCAGACCAUGGCCUCAACACGGCCAUGCUGGAUAUCAGUAGCCCCACCACUGACAAUGCCUUAUCCUAUACCAGCACCGCCGUCAUCCCCACCAGCGGAGCCCCACCAAAACAGAGAAUCACCAUCAUCCCAAAUGCUGCCAUCUCACCAGUGGCCAGAACAAAGGACGCCCCACUACCAGAAGGGUUUGGCAGCCCAGACAGAGUCCUCUCCCCUCUCAUCAAGACACCCGUCUCAGUCAUGUCCCCAGCUUCCUCCAGAUCAGUGUCGCCUGACCCCACUGGCUCUCCCAUCCAGAUGCUAACAGUCAGCACUGGAUCGCUUGAAUCCGCUAAGGUCAUAGGUCAAGCCGUAUUCCGGGUGAGCCCGGAGAGGCAGAAUGGUUGGCAGCUACAGAGGUCCGACAGCACUGGUCCGAGCAUCAUCACCACAGAGGACAACAAGAUCCACAUCCACCUUGGGAGCCCCUACAUCCAGUCUUUUAAUGGUAUAAGCCAGAGCCAGUCUGGUGGCCCAUACCACACCCCCGGGCUGGAGCUAAGGACACCAGUACUGACCAAUGGCUGCCACGUCAAAGGCAACAGCAAGAUCACCAGUAGCAUCACCAUAGCCCCUGCGAACACCCCUGUCUCACGACCCUCACACAUUACAGUAAGUGGCCCUUAUGAUUGAAAUGCCCGCCCCCGUCCAGCCCCUAGUGACUUAGAUUGUUUACCCAAUCCUGAGUCCCUUUCACCACAAAACCAACAGAGAAUCAGCUCAAACCAGCCUAUGUCUGAACGGCCACAUCAUCCUAAUAAUAACAAGUGUGUGAUUCCAUCAGUGUGUGCAUGAAAAAGCACUUAUCAAACACAUAUCUAAUCCUAUCUGGACUUGGUCUGCACUCACUGUAUAUGGUCACCUUAAUGCAUUUAAGACUACUACUUACAUAUAUAGCCUUUCAUACGUUACUAUAAUGUGUGCAUUACAUUUUUAAACAUGAAAAACAAUUUGGUUUAUUUUGUUCUUCCCGUGUUGCCCAUUCAAUAAAGGGUAUAAAUUCCUGAUGAA
This is a messenger RNA of Oncorhynchus tshawytscha (Chinook salmon), 4088 nucleotides long. Its product is annotated as filamin A-interacting protein 1-like. The transcript is spliced from 5 exons. The coding region runs from base 369 to 3710 and encodes 1113 amino acids. NCBI's taxonomy places the organism in Eukaryota, Metazoa, Chordata, Actinopteri, Salmoniformes, Salmonidae. The record is from RefSeq and is a predicted model, not a curated record.